UUUUCUCUAAAUUGUUUCCAGAGAUGUAAAACAGAGAACAAGGGAAGAAAAAAAAAAAAAAGAGAGGGAGAGACUGGCACCCAGUGGCAAAGGGAGAGACAUAGAGAGAGAGACACACAGGCAAAGAGAAGGGGGCUAAGCACCUAGUGACUGCCAGAAGGAGCAGACAAAGAGAGAGAGAUGCAGGGAAACAGAGAGGGAAGAGAGUCUGAAUGUGAUGCACACACCCACAGAGGAAGAGUACUGAUGCAAGACUGAGUACUGAAUGCACUGCUUGCUGACCUCCAGAUCACAACCCCUCCACGGUGUCCAGUUUUACUAACAGAUUCUCCUGAGAAACCUCAGCCUACUGAGACUCGACCUCCUCCACCACCUUACGAUCCCAAGACUGCAAUGUCGAAUAAAACCUCUGAUCAUGAGACCUUUCCAGUGGAUAAGGACCACCUCUAUAGCACGGUACAGAAAUAUCCUUUGCCUUCGGUCUCGCCAGCUUUGGGCGGUGGGCUGUGUGAAUUGGAUCGGUUGCUCAAUGAACUCAACGCCACACAAUUCAACAUCACUGAUGAGAUAAUGUCCCAGUUUCCUACUCGGGAUCCCAGUGAACAGAAAGCUGAAGCACAGAAAGAGGCAGAAAAGAGGGCCCUGUCGGCCUCCUCUGCCACCCUCGAGUUGGACCGACUGAUGGCUUCUCUCUCUGAUUUCCACAAGCAGAACACGGUAUCACAAGAAGUGGAGGCUCCUGGUGCUUAUAAAGGCUCUGAAGAAGUUUCAAGACCUGGAGAUACAGAAGACCUAUCAAGCCCAAGAAGCACAGCUUGUGUUCCUAAAGAUUUGGAGGACGCACCAACUCCUAAAAGUUUCAAGGUGGUGUCCGCUCCUGGGCAUUUGGAAGUCAAAACCAACCAAGUAAAUUCUGAUGAAGUGACAGCUUCCCGGGUGCCUGACUCUGUGUCUGGUUCCAAAGUUCCAGAAGCCACAAGUGUUCCAAGAAGUGAUCUGGACUCCAUGCUUGUAAAGCUACAGUCUGGGCUCAAGCAACAAGGCAUUGAAACGUACAGCAAAGGAUUAUGUGAGAGCUGCCAACGACCAAUAGCUGGGCAGGUGGUUACUGCUCUCGGACAUACCUGGCACCCGGAGCACUUUGUGUGUGCCCACUGCCAUACUCUGAUCGGCACCACCAACUUCUUUGAAAAGGAUGGGCGGCCAUAUUGCGAGAAAGACUACUUUAUGCUCUACGCCCCGCGCUGUGCUCUAUGUGAAUUGCCCAUUGUGCAGAACAUGGUUACAGCACUUGGUUGCACUUGGCAUCCAGAGCAUUUUUGCUGUAAAGUCUGCAAAAAACCAAUAGGGGAAGAGGGUUUCCAUGAGAAGGAUGGGGAGCAGUAUUGCUCAGACGACUAUUUCCGUCUGUUUGGAGCUGUCUGCGCAGGCUGCACUGAGGCCGUGAAGGAGAGUUAUAUCUCUGCCCUGGGAGGCUUGUGGCACCCACAAUGCUUUGUGUGCCAUGUGUGUCACACACCAUUCAUCAAUGGAAGUUUCUUUGAACAUGAAGGCUUACCUCUAUGUGAGACUCAUUACCACUCCCGUCGUGGCUCCCUGUGUGCUGGGUGUGAGCAGCCAAUAACAGGGCGCUGUGUGACUGCAAUGGGCAAGAAGUUCCACCCCCAACACUUGAAUUGCACUUUUUGCCUCCGACAGCUGAACAAGGGCACCUUCCGGGAGCACGAUGAGAAACCUUAUUGCCAGGCUUGCUACGCCCGGCUGUAUGGGUAGGGCAGUUAUAUGGUUUCACAAAAGGAGGGUCAUCUGAGAUAUCCAGCUUCAGAAAGACUAUAAAAAGGAUGCUGUGCAAGGCACCAGACUUUAAAGAUACACAUGCAAGGCUCUGCAGGGGAAAGGGCUGGCUGCUCUGAAGGGCACAUAAUAUGCACUGCUCAUCAAGCUCUGCAAGACAGAAUCCACAUGCACUGUUCUGCAGGGAAAUGAGCUAAAUGCUUUUGGUGUUGUACAUGAUCACAUGCAUGAAAGGGAUCUAGAUGUCCUGUAAACAGGAGACCACAUCCAAAGCUGUGUAGGCACUGGAAGAGCAGGGUUGUCAGUGACCACAUAAAAUGCUCUGCUAUGGCAUGGGUUAGUUGUGCUGUGAUUUUGUUGGAGACCACAAAGUCGUUCAGUGAUCAUAUGCACUGAUAAAAUGGAGAAGAUGUCAUCUGCUGGGCAAACCUGUUGGGUACCACAUUAACUGGUCUUCUGGAAAAUAUCCAGCUGCUCUACAAGCCUUCUGAGACUUAGCGCAGAGUUCUGCAAGAAAGGAUCCAAAGCUAUGUGCAAAGUUCUUCUCCAAGCCUUCUGAGAUUAAGUGCUAGGUUCUGCAAGGGAGGAGACAUCUGCUCUGCAAGCCUUCGGAGACUUAGUGCAAAGUUGUGCAAGGGAGGAGUCAGCUGCUCUGAAAACCUUCUGAGACUAAGUACAAAGUUCCGCAAGGGAGGAGACAUCUGCUCUGCAAACCUGAGACUUAGUGCAAAGUUCUGAAAGGGAGGAGUCAGCUGCUUUGCAAACCUUCUGAGACUAAGUGCAAAGUUCUGCAGGGGAGGAGCCAGCUGCUCUGCAAACCAUCUGAGACUAAGUGCAAAGUUCUGCAGGGGAGGAGCCAGCUGCUCUGCAAACCAUCUGAGACUAAGUGCAAAGUUCUGCAAGGGAGCAGUCAGCUCCUCUGCAAACCGUCUGAGAUGCCACCAAAAGAGCUGAUAUUCACUGGUUUACUUUAUAAAUGAAAACAUCUGAUUGGUCCACCACGUUUCUGCAUAAACCUGAGAGUAUUUCACACAAACAUCCAAUUAAAAAAAGCAUUGUAAUGACAGUGGUAGGGUUGCUCCAUGUCUAGUAACCCAUAGCAACCAGUUAGAUGAUCGGUUUCUAGCAUGCUACAUGCUACAUGCUACAAUACAUGCUACUGUGGAUUACUAGAACUGGAUCAGGCUUUGUACCUGUUAUUACAUUACCAUAUAUUUCAGCUGCAUCCAUUGUCUGACAAGAGAGUAUAACGAGCUUGCUCUGCUACACUGUUCCAGUUAAAUGUAACGAUGGUCUUCGGAUGUUGUUGAACUACAUGCUUUGCUGACGCUGCACCAAAGAUUGUGUAACUGAAUAAUAGAAUAACAAUUCAAUUCACCUAUCCAUAUUGGCCCAUUAUUUCUGUGUUACCUAUUAGUUUUUAAUUUAUUUACAAGAAAAAAAUGGUUUGCUAGUCUUUGUUGUAAGUUAUAGGUGCUGCUACUUCUACUGGCUGUCCAUUCCAACCCCCCCCCUUUUCUUCCAAUUAGUUUACUUGUCCUAAUGCCUGGGCUUGGACUUCCCACUUGGCCAAUCAUGAGAGUGCGGCGGUGCAGGGUUUUCAUAUAAAAGUGGGGGUAACCAUAGAGUCUGUUGGAGGUCCAUGAUCAUAGACAAUAUGGUGGAAGUAAUGAGCCCAGCCAGUUCCUGGAAGCAAGUGCUUUUUAAAUGAGUAUUAAUUGUCAUGAUUUGCAAGGAUGCCAUGAUGCACCGGGACGGUCACGUUCACAUUUAAUCUCAAUACACAUUAUCACAUUCAUUUAUAUAUAUGCAAUAAAAUGUUCACUGUC
Molecule: messenger RNA, 3623 nt
Organism: Xenopus laevis (African clawed frog)
Lineage: Eukaryota; Metazoa; Chordata; Amphibia; Anura; Pipidae
Gene: tgfb1i1.L
Product: transforming growth factor beta 1 induced transcript 1 L homeolog
Exons: 11
Coding region: 394-1773 (459 amino acids)
Source: RefSeq, a predicted model, not a curated record